This is a messenger RNA of Ilyonectria robusta, 1606 nucleotides long. Its product is annotated as methyltransferase type 12. The coding region runs from base 191 to 1315 and encodes 374 amino acids. Gene Ontology annotation, molecular function: methyltransferase activity. The record is from RefSeq and is a predicted model, not a curated record. The transcript has 8 exons. NCBI's taxonomy places the organism in Eukaryota, Fungi, Ascomycota, Sordariomycetes, Hypocreales, Nectriaceae.
GGAACUACGAACCCCGGUUGGUUGAUGCUCCUUCCUGCAUGCUCUAUGCCGGUUAGACUGCUUUUGACCAUUUCCCACUUCCCCUCUCUGGUCUCUCUCCCCCUCUUUGCGACUCUGUUCCAUCUUUAAAUCGCCGUGCUUGAGCCAUCUUCCUUGCCCCUUGUCGAUACGCCCAGAGCCAGCCAGUAACAUGUCUGGAACUCAGCCCGAGUCGGAAACUCCUCCACCGGAAGCUCCUCAGCCGGAAGCUCCUCAACCCGUCGUGGUGCCCGCUUCGGACGCUGAGUCUCCUGCGCCGCCCGCAGCAGGCGAGGGAGAGCUCCAGCCGCCGCAGCACUGGACUCAGCAGCCUCUCGACGAUGGCGAUGCUGACUCAACGCUCGGCGACGACGCGGCUAGCUCGACGGCAUCCAUCUCGUCCAGUAUCCUAGAGUACCGGACCAUCAACGGCCGGACCUACCACAACGACCGUGGAAACAGCCAGUACUGGGGCGCAAACGACAAUCUGCAGAAUGAGACGCUGGACAUCCAAAACCACGUCUUUACCCUCGCCCAGGGUGGCAAGCUUCACUUCGCUCCCCUAUCGGAACGGAUCGAGAAAGUCGUCGACAUUGGAACGGGAACCGGAAUAUGGGCCAUCGACUUUGGCGACCAGUAUCCCGAUGCCGAGGUCACCGGCACCGAUCUGUCACCCAUCCAGCCGUCUUGGGUCCCGCCCAACGUGCAUUUCCAGAUCGAUGACUUUACGCAGGAAUGGACCUUUGCCGAAAACUCGCUCGACUACGUGCACAUGCGAUGGCUCAUCGGCUGCGUGACGGACUGGACCGCGCUGUUCCAGCAGGCAUACAAGUGCCUCAAGCCCGGCGGUUGGAUCGAGUCCUUCGAGUGCAACGGCUACUUCGAAUCCGACGACGGCACCGUCACCGAGACGUCAGCCUCAGCCCAGUGGGGCAUCAUCUUCCGCGAGGGCGCCAAGAAGCUGGGCUCUACCGCAUCCUUCGCCGUGGUCCGUGACGAGCUCCAGCGCAAGUGUAUGGCCGAGGCGGGAUUCCAGAACAUCGAGGAAAAGCCCAUCAGACUCCCAACAUCUGCCUGGCCCAAGGACCCGAAACUGCGCGAAAUCGGCCAAUUCACCAAAGCCGCCAUUGAGAAUGACAUCGAGGGCACGAUUGGCUUCAUGGCUAUCCAGUUGGGCUGGUCUCAGAAAGAAAUCACGGUGUACGCCGCCCAUCUACGCAAGGAGCUGCGAGGCGGUAAGGUGCACGCCUUCUAUCGCGCAAAUGUGGUUUGGGCCCAGAAGCCGUUUGAACAGUAAGGAUUGACAUCGGUUCCGUUUACAGCAUCUUAGCAUUUGCAUUUCUUGACGAAGCACAUCAAUGGCGCUGGAAGUCUCACACGUUGCGUGGGUGGCAGAAAUUACAGUCUGGAAUUGGGAGCGAGUUUGAACGAGUGCAUUAGCCUAGCUUUAUUUUCUCAUAGGUUCUGGUAACCUUCGGUUUGUGCUAGUAUAUAUUUGCGAAUGAUAUGCUGCCGCCGUACCAGUCACGAGGUUCUUUUCGCUGUCGUUGUCACUACCCGCUGUAGUCUUCAUCUCGAAAGACUGCUC